AUGAAUGCCCCGAUCAUUGCAAGCCACCCGGCGCCUUCAACCAUAAGGCUUGCCAAGCUGCAAACGGAGCAGCAGAACUCGAACACCUCAAAGAUCGACGAAGUCUCCUCCUUAGAGCUAUGUCAGAUCAUCAAUAAAGAAGACGCAACUGUUACCAAGGCCGUUGAGACCUGUCUACCCCAAGUUGCCCUUGCAAUCGAUGUGAUCGUACCACGCAUACUUGCGGGCGGGCGAGUCAUCUAUGCCGGUGCCGGGACUAGUGGAAGGUUAGGUGUCCUAGACGCGUCUGAAAUUCCACCCACAUUCUCUGCACCGCCAGGACAGUUCAUUGGAUUGAUAGCCGGCGGAGAUCAUGCUAUCCGAAACGCGGUCGAAGGCGCUGAGGACUCAGAAGAAAUGGGUGCGGCUGACCUUGCGAUGUUGUCCCCUCCUUUAGGCGAGAACGACGUCCUUAUAGGCAUUGCCUCGUCGGGGCGGACCCCUUAUGUUUUAGGAAGUAUCAAAUACGCAAAUUCGGUUGGAGCAGCCACGCUUGGUCUCGCCUGUGUGCAUCCAAGCGCACUAGAGGGACUCUGUGACAUUUUGAUCGAGUGUGUCACUGGUCCCGAAGUUGUGACUGGGAGUACUCGUCUCAAAGCGGGCACCGCGACCAAAAUGAUCUUGAAUAUGAUUUCCACAGGCUCACAGAUCCGAGCUGGGAAAACAUACGGCAAUUUGAUGGUUGAUUUGAAAAUUUCAAAUGAGAAGCUGCGUGACCGAGCACGCCGCGUCGUUCGGGCCAUCGUCCCCCCGACGGCCGUUUUCGACGUUAGUAGAGACGAUGUCCUCGAUGAGAUAUUGGCCCGCUGUAAUGGUCAUGUCAAACUCAGCAUUCUCGUGGCUACCUCUGGAUGUUCGCUUGAAGAGGGCAAGGCAAAGCUACAAGCCUCAACGGGGUCACUGAAGACAGCAUUAGAGAUGGAGUAA
Messenger RNA from Penicillium lagena, 966 nucleotides. Its product is annotated as N-acetylmuramic acid 6-phosphate etherase. Bases 1 to 966 code for a protein of 321 amino acids. Lineage: Eukaryota; Fungi; Ascomycota; Eurotiomycetes; Eurotiales; Aspergillaceae. Gene Ontology annotation, cellular component: mitochondrion; cytosol; nucleoplasm. Gene Ontology annotation, biological process: response to fructose; amino sugar catabolic process; glucose homeostasis. The transcript has 6 exons. Gene Ontology annotation, molecular function: enzyme inhibitor activity; fructose-6-phosphate binding; carbohydrate binding. The record is from RefSeq and is a predicted model, not a curated record.